Messenger RNA from Hansenula anomala, 2043 nucleotides. It is a transcript of the gene SXM1, whose product is annotated as Sxm1p. Bases 1 to 2043 code for a protein of 680 amino acids. Gene Ontology annotation, cellular component: cytosol; nuclear envelope. NCBI's taxonomy places the organism in Eukaryota, Fungi, Ascomycota, Saccharomycetes, Phaffomycetales, Wickerhamomycetaceae. The transcript has a single exon. Gene Ontology annotation, biological process: protein import into nucleus. Gene Ontology annotation, molecular function: small GTPase binding. The record is from RefSeq and is a predicted model, not a curated record.
AUGGAGGCACAACUCAUCUCAAAUGCAUUGCAGGCCACCUUGGACCCGGUACCUGAGGCCAGAAAGCAGGCCGAGCAGCAAUUGGCCGAGUUCGAGAAACAGCCAGGUUUCACUGUUUACUGUCUUGAUCUAGCUGUUGAUCCAUCAUCGUCAAAUACCGUGAAAAGUUCAGCUGCAGUUUACUUUAAAAACAGAAUCUCAAAAUACUGGAAAGAUGAGAGUGAUAGAGCCAUCAAGCCUGAAGAACAAGAAACAAUCAAAACCAAGUUGAUAGAGUCCUUGGUGAAGUGUUAUGAUGAUAGCCACAUUAGACCACAAUUGGGCCUAGCUGUCAGAAACGUUUUACUACGCGGUGCUUGGUCGUUAAAUGAACCAAUACACCAGUUAUUGAAUUCAAAGUCAGAUAUUGCACAUGUAUACACCGGGUUGCUAUUGCUGUUUGAAGCUACAAGAUCUCAAAGAUGGGCUUUCACUGAUAGAACAUUGAUUGAUACUUACAUUGAACAAACAUUCCCAAUUUUAGAAGUCCUUGCUUCUGAAAUUUUGAAUAAUACUGAUUAUCGCUCUGGUGAUAUGUUAUACUUGAUCUUGAAAAUCUUUAGAUAUUCAACAAUAUCUGCCUUACCAAAAUAUUUUUAUGAUGUUAAUAAGCUUUCCACAUGGAUUUCAUUACAUUUAGCUGUUGUUCAAAGAGACUUACCCAAAGAAAUUCUUGAUCUUGAACCUGCUGAUAGAUCAUUUGAUAAAAGAGUCAAGGCAUUUAAAUGGGGGUUUGGUAAUUUGCACAAGUUUUACACAAGAUAUGGUUUACCAACAAGUAAAAACACUAGUCCUGAAUUUAUCAAUUUUUUCAAUGCUAGUAUUGUUCCAGAAGUUUUGAAAGUUUAUUUUGGUAUUAUAGAGAAAUGGAGUGGUGGUUUAUGGUUGAGUGAUAAUUCAUUAUAUCAUUUGAUUUCAUUUUUGGAGAAGUGUGUUAUGACAACUUCUUGGAGUUUGAUAGAACCACAUUUUGAAAUCAUACUGAGACAUUUAGUCUAUCCUGCGUUAUGUCAAGACAAUUUGGAAUUAUUCGAAGAUGAUCCGGAAGAGUACAUUAGAAGAUAUUUUGAUAUUUAUAGAGAGUCAAGCACCGCUGACGUUGCAGCUACUGAUUUCCUAUUUGUCACUUCUCAUCACAGAACUGAAAAAUUGUCUGUGGUUUUGAAUCUUUUGAAUGAAAUUUUCAGUAGCUUCAGUCAAGAUCAAUCAGAAGUGAAUGCAUUGAAAGCUGAAGGAGGUUUAAGAAUUUUGAGUUCAGUUUCUAUGCAAUUAUCAAAUGAAAAAUCACCAGUCAAAGAUCAAGUUGACCAAGUUAUUGAUGGAUUUGUUGUCCCACUACUUACAAACAAACACCAAUUUUUGAGAGCAAGAGCAUGUGAAACCAUAUCCAUUGUUACAUGCAGCUAUAAAAACACAUCAAUUUUAUCAAGAGUCUUUGAAGGUGUUUACAACAAUUUCAAAGAUGAUUCAAGUUUGGCCAUUCAAGUUGAAGCUGCUGCUGCAUUGAAAGUGUUGAUUGUUGAACCACCUGUUGUUGAACAAAUCUCACAAGAUGUACCAACUAUCAUGCAAAAAUUGUUGCAUCUUUCAAGAUCGUAUGAAUUAGAUAUGAUUGGUGAAGUUAUGGAAUCAUUUGUUGAAGAAUUCUCCACCCAGUUAGAACCAUUUGCUCAUGAUUUGGGUUCAACAUUAUGUGAUCAAUUCAUUCGCACAGCUACCGAGUUAUUAGAGCUACAAUCAACACAUUCAAAUGGUGGUGGUAGUGAUGGUGAAACUGAAAAAGAAUACCAAGCUGUCGGUUAUAUCAAUACAAUGACCACAAUGACAAUUUCAAUGGGUAAAGUUGACCUUGAAGAAGUUUUUGCUCCAGCUAUCAAAUUUGUUUUGCAUAAUGCAGCAAUUUCAUUCUUAGGCGAAGCUUUAGAAUUAGCUGAAAGUUUAGCAAUGGCUAGAAAGACAAUCUCACCAGUCCUAUGGGACUUAUACAAAGAGGCAAUUGAUUGA